UUUAAAAUUUACUUUACAGGAAGAAAAAUAUGGAAACAUCAUUAGCUCGACAAUUAAAGAAGUUAGCUGUUCCUCAGACUUCUUUAUUAUUUCCAGAGAGAGUAAAAAAAUCGUUUUUAUUCGAACCUUCUGAAAUUGCUAAUUUAUCAAUAGAUGAAAUUUAUGAGAUAGGAAUUGGCGGUAUUAAAGCACUUCAGAAUGUACAAAGAAAGUUUGAAGCAUUUGAAUCAUUACUUUUUAGUGAAAAAUCUAAAAGUUUUGAAAGAUCUGUUCAGACUGCAGAAGUUAAUGCCAAAUUAGAUUCAAACAUCAAUGAAUUUUUGAUUUUAUUAUCACCUCAUUUCUUUUUGCGUCCAGCUCAUAAAGCUUUAGAAUGGUUAGUUUGUAGAUAUCACAUACAUAUGUUUAAUGUUGAUGCUCUCAUCUUCUGUGUUUUGCCUUAUCAUGAAACAAAAUAUUUUUCACGAGUUUUACAAAUGAUAGAUUUAGAUAAUCCAGCAGGAACUUGGCAUUGGUUGAAACCCAUACAGAAAGCGGGUGUGUUUUUACCAAGAUCGACAUUAUACACUCACUGCUUUGCAGAACCGAGUAUUUUGAAGUUGAUAUGUGAGUUAGUACCUAAUGCUAUUAAUGUCCAUGGUGAAAAUAGUUCUAAUCUGAGAGUAAUUGUUUCGUUUUAUGCAAUGACUGUUGUCGGUACAUUGGCAAAUGCCAAUCGUGUAACAGAAUCUCUUUUGUCGACGUUAUUGCCAUAUAUUUUAAGAGGUUUAAAAUCCAAAAACAAACACUAUUGUAUUUCUGCUUAUUUCAUUAUUUAUCAAUUAAUUGGAAAAUGUACCAUUCAAGAAGAAUUAUUAGCAGAGAUUGUUACGAGAAUUACCAAGAAUUUAUUUCCUAAAAUAAUGAAAGUAGGAAUUUUGUGCCUUUUAAAUAUUUAUCAACACCAACAAAUAAAAACUUUUCCUAUGAAAGCUCUGUUUGACAUUAAGAAUAAUUCACACUUCUUGGAUGCAUUUGAAAGUAUGUCAAAAAGAUAUGAUUUAAUAAGAAUUAUAGUUCCUAUACUUCAAAAGUUAAUUCCUUCUGCUUUAAAAGAAAAUGUUAUCAAAACUAGAAUAUGCAAGAAAAAAUCACUAUUUGAAUUUCUCAAGUCUUUUUUAGACACAAUAGAAUUACCGAAAGCUGCUGUCUUAGAAUGUGGAAAGUUACUAUUAAUGCAACAAAGAAAAAUGAACAAGUUAAAAACAAAGAAGAAAUCAAUAAAAAUGAAAUUGUUUCGAAAUAAAACAAGCUCUAUUUUAGCAUAUUUAGAGAAAAGAUAUCCCGACAGUAUUGAAGAAGUAUUAGAAAAAUAUGUUCAGAAAAUGCCUAAAAAAUGUCGUUUAAUCCAGAAAAUUUUAAAUUUGUCGCUUUCUAAUUCUAAACACGAGAUAUCGUCCGACACGAAUGUUAGUUUGUUUUUAGGUGUAAAUCAUCCGACUGAUUUUAUUAGAAUCGUAUCGACAAAGACAUUUGUUCAGAAAGUCAUACAAAAAGAACUAACGGAUGAAAACUUUAUAAAAAAUACCAUCAUAUCAAGAUUGGAAGAUAGACAUCCCGAAAUUGUGUAUUUAGUACUUUCCCUGGAAAUGAAUUUGUUUGAAAUUGUUUCUGAAGAUGUGGUUUUUAGGAUAUUUGUUGAUUUAUUUAACAAAGAUGAAGAAAAUUCUGAUUGGUUUAAAGUUCAAAAUAAAGCAAUGGAACUCUUAUGCAAUCAUCAGUUUGAAAAUAAAGUACAGUUUUUAGCAGUUAUUUUUUCACAUCUCAUAUCAAGAAAUUCAAAGGAUUUGAAAAUUGUAAAAUCCAUAUUAACAUCGCAUAUAAAUAAAAAUUACUCAUUAUUAUUAGAUGCCGCAGUUCCUGUAGAUACUAUAAAUAAGAUGAUGGAAGAGAAAAAUUUACAAAAUAUUGUAUAUUUAAACUGCAAAAUAAUAGAAAUGAUUGGUCAAUCACUAUUAAGAAUGGAAACACAACAGUGGAAAAUUUUGAUUAAUCUCACAAAAACAGCAUCAUAUCUGAAGGCGAAAGAAUUGCCUUUGAAUGUAAUUAUUGCUCUGGUUUAUGAGUUCCUGAUAAAGCAUGAAGCGAAACAGGAGAAUCAACUAAAUAUUGGUUUUGGAGCUAUAAAAUAUUACUAUUUCCUUUUAAAAACUAAAAAAUUAUCUUCAUUAAAGAAUGCCGAUAGUUUUGAAGAAGUGAUGGAGCAAUGGAUAAAGUCGAGAAAAAAUAAAUUUCCCUCGAACUUGCUUAUAUAUUGUUUAAAUUCUUUAGUCAAGUGUAUUAAAUACGAAUUUGAGAAAACAGCACAGUGGCUAAGCUGGGAAUCUACAGAAUUGAAGAACAAAGAGAGAAUACUUUUGCAGCUCUUUAAUGUUUUUACUGAACAAAUGAAUUUAGUAAAUUCCACUUUAAAGGAUGAAUUUCAACGACUUUUUGCUGAAUUUUUGAAGCUGCAACUACCUAUUUUAAAAGAUAAAUUAAUGUUUCUGUCCUCGUUAUGGUCUACAAAUUUCUUGAAGUUACAAAGUAAGGAUUUGUUGUUAUCUAUUUCUUCAGUCCAGCAAAUACGAUCAUUAAUCACUGCAGGGAUUAUUGUUUCUAAGUCUAAAGAAUCUACAGAUUGGAUAUUCGAUAAUGGCUCUACAGUGUUUCUCUCACUUUUAAUUGCAUUAUCAUCGGACUCGGAAGAAGUGAGAAAGGCGUGUUUAAAUUUUCUUCAAAAUGCAAUAGAAAAAUGUACCAGAAAAGAUAUUAUCUAUUUUCAGCUUGCUAACAAAAUUUUGCAGAAACAUGAAGCAAUAUUAUCAGAUCAUGAGCAAUUUUUUCAAAUAAUAUCAUCAUGGUUCUUGUCGCCUAAGGAUUCUUCUGAAAAAGUUAACCGACUACAACUGAUUGUAUGUCAAUUAUAUCAAGAAAAGAUACCCAAUUAUAUAAAGCAUGGCUUAUUAUUUGUUCUUAAAGAUACUAAUUCAAAAGAAUUAUUAUCAUUAUUGCUGCCAUUUGUGAAAUCAAGAUUAGACACACUAGAACAAGAACCAAUUACUUUGGUCGAUUACGAGAUGUGUAACCUCUUAUUAUCAAAGUAUUCUCCUUCCAUCGCAAAUGUAAUUAAUUCAAUUGAUUGCGAAGCUUUUAUAAUAUUAGAAAAAGCCUUUAAAAUCUCAAAAGUAUGUGAAGAAAAUAAUAAAAACAUUCAGGAAAUAACCUUCAGUAUUUUUACUAAAGAUUUUUUCUUUAACAUUCCAUCAAAAUCUGUCCAACAAAAGUUAUUUUCCGAAUUAAUAGAUUUCUGUCUGAAUUGCAUUGAACUAAAGUGUAAAAAUUCAUUGAGUAAAAUUAUAAGAAAGUUAUGCUAUGAUGCCAAUUUAUUGGUUAGCGAAUUGCAAAAGUUUAAUGAAAUAUCAGUCACAACAAUGAAGGAAACAAAAGGAUUAAGGUAC
Messenger RNA from Centruroides sculpturatus (bark scorpion), 3479 nucleotides. RefSeq names its product HEAT repeat-containing protein 1-like. The record is from RefSeq and is a predicted model, not a curated record. Lineage: Eukaryota; Metazoa; Arthropoda; Arachnida; Scorpiones; Buthidae. The annotation marks the transcript as partial. Gene Ontology annotation, biological process: maturation of SSU-rRNA from tricistronic rRNA transcript (SSU-rRNA, 5.8S rRNA, LSU-rRNA); positive regulation of transcription by RNA polymerase I. Gene Ontology annotation, cellular component: t-UTP complex; small-subunit processome; 90S preribosome. Gene Ontology annotation, molecular function: snoRNA binding. The transcript is spliced from 22 exons.